Molecule: messenger RNA, 4209 nt
Organism: Coturnix japonica (Japanese quail)
Lineage: Eukaryota; Metazoa; Chordata; Aves; Galliformes; Phasianidae
Gene: TRPC1
Product: transient receptor potential cation channel subfamily C member 1
Biological process (GO): calcium ion transmembrane transport; regulation of cytosolic calcium ion concentration
Cellular component (GO): plasma membrane; cation channel complex
Molecular function (GO): protein binding; inositol 1,4,5 trisphosphate binding; store-operated calcium channel activity
Source: RefSeq, a predicted model, not a curated record
AGAGGCGAGGCCGCCAUUGGAUCCUGCGCAGUGCAGCGGGGAGCGGCCGCCCUGCCCUGCCCUGCCCUGCCCUGCCCUGCCCUGCCCUGUGCCGGCAGUGCCGGGUGCUGCCGCCCCGCUCCCCCCGGGGCUGCCGGGGUCCUCCUGCUGCGCGGCCUCGCCCCGCCCGCGCGCUCAUGGGCCUGGCGGAGCCGGCGCUAUGGCGGCUCUGUACCAGAGCGCGGACCCGUCCGCCUCGGCCUCGCCCAACAAGCUGCUGGCGCUGAAGGAUGUACGGCAGGUGAAGGAAGAGACCACGCUUGACGAGAAGCUUUUCCUGCUGGCCUGUGACAAAGGUGAUUAUUACAUGGUUAAGAAACUCUUAGAAGAAAACAGCUCUGGUGAGAUGAACAUAAAUUGUGUGGAUGUGCUUGGAAGAAAUGCUGUUACCAUAACGAUUGAAAAUGAAAAUUUGGACAUACUACAGCUUCUUCUGGAUUAUGGGUGCCAGUCGUCAGAUGCACUUUUGGUGGCUAUUGACUCGGAAGUGGUGGGAGCUGUUGACAUUCUACUUAAUCACCGACCAAAAAGAUCCUCCAGGCCAACCAUUGUAAAACUAAUGGAACGCAUUCAGAACCCAGAAUACUCAACAACCAUGGAUGUGGCACCUGUCAUCUUAGCUGCUCAUCGUAAUAACUAUGAAAUUCUUACUAUGCUGUUAAAGCAAGAUAUAUCAUUACCCAAGCCUCAUGCUGUAGGCUGUGAAUGCACACUUUGUACUGCAAAAAACAAAAAAGACAGUCUACGACAUUCCAGGUUUCGUCUUGACAUUUACCGGUGUUUGGCCAGUCCUGCUUUGAUAAUGUUGACAGAGGAGGAUCCAAUUCUUCGAGCUUUUGAACUUAGCGCAGACUUGAAAGAAUUAAGUCUAGUUGAGGUUGAGUUCAGAAAUGAUUAUGAGGAGCUAGCUCAGCAAUGCAAAACCUUUGCUAAAGACUUACUUGCACAAGCAAGGAAUUCACGGGAGCUGGAAGUUAUUCUGAAUCAUACAUCUAGUGAUGAACACGUAGACAAACGAGGGUUGCUGGAAGAAAGGAUGAACCUAAGUCGCUUAAAACUUGCAAUCAAGUAUAAUCAGAAAGAGUUUGUCGCUCAGUCUAACUGUCAGCAGUUUCUCAAUACUGUGUGGUUUGGACAGAUGGCAGGCUAUCGACGCAAGCACACAUGCAAAAAAAUUUUGACUGUUUUGAUGGUUGGCAUUUUCUGGCCAGUUCUGUCCCUGUGUUACUUAAUAGCACCUAAAUCACGAGUAGGUCGUAUAAUUCACACUCCAUUUAUGAAGUUUAUUAUUCAUGGAGCUUCAUAUUUCACAUUUCUUCUGUUGCUUAAUUUGUACUCCCUUGUCUACAAUGAGAAUAAGAAGAAUACGAUGGGACCAGCCCUUGAGAGAAUAGACUAUCUUCUGAUAAUAUGGCUAAUUGGAAUGGUGUGGUCAGAUGUUAAAAGACUCUGGUAUGAUGGUUUAGAAGACUUUUUAGAAGAGUCACGUAAUCAGCUUAGUUUUGUCAUGAAUUCCUUGUAUUUGGCAACUUUUGCUCUCAAAGUAGUUGCCCAUAACAAGUUUCAUGAUUAUGCUGAAAGAAAGGACUGGGAUGCAUUCCAUCCUACACUAGUGGCUGAAGGCCUUUUUGCAUUUGCUAAUGUUCUGAGUUAUCUGCGCCUAUUCUUCAUGUACACAACCAGCUCUAUUCUGGGACCACUCCAGAUCUCAAUGGGACAGAUGCUACAAGAUUUUGGGAAAUUCCUGGGCAUGUUCCUCCUUGUUUUGUUUUCAUUCACAAUUGGAUUGACGCAACUUUACGAUAAAGGAUUUACUGUGAAUGAAGAAGAAAGGGACUGUGCGGGUAUAUUUUGUGAAAAGCAGAGCAAUGACACAUUCCAUUCGUUUAUCGGCACAUGUUUUGCUCUGUUCUGGUAUAUAUUCUCACUGGCACAUGUAGCAAUCUUUGUCACGCGCUUCAGCUAUGGUGAAGAAUUACAGUCUUUUGUGGGUGCUGUUAUUGUUGGCACCUAUAACGUGGUGGUUGUGAUAGUACUAACUAAACUCCUUGUGGCGAUGCUUCAUAAGAGUUUUCAGCUGAUAGCAAACCAUGAAGAUAAGGAAUGGAAAUUUGCUCGUGCCAAACUUUGGCUUAGCUAUUUUGAUGACAAAUGCACGCUACCUCCACCUUUCAAUGUUAUUCCAUCUCCCAAGACUAUCUGUUAUCUCUUCAACAGUCUUAGUAAAUGGAUUUGCUCUCAUACAUCAAGUGGCAAAGUGAAACGUCAGAACAGCCUUAAGGAAUGGAGAAAUCUGAAGCAAAAGAGAGAUGAGAAUUAUCAGAAGGUGAUGUGUUGCUUAGUUCACCGUUACUUGACAUCCAUGAGGCAGAAGAUGCAAAGCACAGAUCAGGCAACUGUGGAAAACCUAAAUGAACUGAGGCAAGACUUAUCAAAAUUCCGGAAUGAAAUGAGAGACCUACUUGGCUUUCGAACUUCAAAAUAUGCCAUGUUUUAUCCAAGGAAUUAAGGCCUAACUUUUCAAAUGAAAAGUUCACCUCAGUUGACAGUGGGGACCUAAUUUUAUUGCUAGACUAAAGGGAAAAGGUGAUUGUUGCACAGCAGUCAGUACUUUUGAAAAUAUUUGUGUGAGCUUCCUAGGUAAGGAAGUACAGGAAAUAAAUGCAAAAAUAGUUACAGAAGUUUUCUUAAGCUCUUAAACUUAAUGUGUAUAUAAAAUCUGUAUAUAAGUAUUUUUUUUAAUGUUCCUCAGACCAUGGCUGUCAGGUGUCAGAGCUUCAUAACCAGCACAAUACGUUCAUUUCUUCUAUUUUUGCUGCUUGUUCCUUUUUGAUACUUGCUUUUUUAGGUUGUGGGAGAAGAUGGACUUUUUAAAACAGAAAUUCAGACUAUGUUUAUUUUUAAUAGAAAAGUUGGAUAUAGAAUAAGAGACAAUUUCCAGCAUAGAUGGAAAUCGUGUUUGACUGUAGGUUACAGUACUUGCGAAAUCUGUGUGGCACUGAAGUGCCAGGUUUUGUGUGCUGUGUUGACUGUGUGCUAAUGUUUCUAGAAUACAGAAAAUGGAACCAAGACUUCCCAUUCAUGGGUAGGGUGAAAUUUGGGACUCAAAAUAGACCAAAUGUUUCUAGAAUGUUUAUGGCUUUAUGUAAGACAAUCAGUUUCUACUGGGAUUUUUCAGCAGUGCCUCAGAAAUAUGUUUAACUGUGUAUGAUACAAUUAGGAGGGGAAUUUUAAAAGUGAUCUUUGAAGUUUUAAUGUUUUGGGUUAUUAAAGUGAUUAUCUUGAGUUACUUAAACUGGUAGUUUAACAAAAAACGAGGUGGAGGUGUGAAUGGUUUUCUUUGCAAAGCUGAAUAGUUCUUUUCUGAAACAUUGUAUGCUUCUUUCUGUGAGAACAUACAAUGUAUCUGAGCAUUGGACUGAUGUAGUAUGUUAGGUCUUGCUUUACAGAGAUUUUUCACACCUAUUUGACAACUACUUUUUAUUUUUUCUUACUGCAGUUGUUGCAAAGUUAAAACUUUGGUGUGUGUCAGGAGCACUACGUCAUGCAAAAAUGUGAUUUAACUUCAUUUACGAUGGACCGUAAGGGCUUUGUUAAUUUUCUGUGCUAGAGGGUCCUACGUGGCUUAUAUGCUUACAUAUAGUUCAAGUUGACAAGCUGUAAUUGAGAAAUGUGAGAUUCCUUUAUUUUUAACUAUGAAAUAAGUAUAUUUAUGACAGCUGAAGGAUUUGUUCAGAAUGUUACCAUUUUGGUGGUGCUCUUUGAAAAUGGUCUUAUGUCCAGAAGGCGCGGGUAGCCAUAAUGGUCUUUGACCAGGCUGAUAGAAAGUGGAGGCUUACAUAAAUGUUUACUUUUUCUUGAAGGGAUUCUUAUAAAACUUUUUCUUGUAAAGGUAAUAUAUUUUCUGUACUAUGAAAAUAUGCAUAUCCGAACUAGGGUUUAAUAUGAUGCAUCCGGAAGUCGUACAGCAUUCUGAAGAGCCUCUCGUCUCUUCACAUGAAUAAGAAUCUAAUCUAACGUCUUGUCUUGAAUGCAAAGGGUGACUGAAUUUUGUUUAUGGAUAGGGAUCUCAUGUUUAAAUAAUACACCUACAUAUGAAUUGUGCUGUAAAUGUUCUGUAUAUCUGAGAUAGAGCCAACAAAUAAAAGCUCUUUGAAAAGUGUAAUUUUA